Messenger RNA from Lolium rigidum, 1286 nucleotides. Its product is annotated as superoxide dismutase [Fe] 2, chloroplastic-like. Gene Ontology annotation, molecular function: metal ion binding; superoxide dismutase activity. Gene Ontology annotation, cellular component: chloroplast nucleoid. NCBI's taxonomy places the organism in Eukaryota, Viridiplantae, Streptophyta, Magnoliopsida, Poales, Poaceae. Bases 1 to 783 code for a protein of 260 amino acids. The record is from RefSeq and is a predicted model, not a curated record. Gene Ontology annotation, biological process: superoxide metabolic process. The transcript has 8 exons.
AUGCUCCUCCAAAUGCGCGGCCUCCCCGCCGCUCCUUCCCGCCCACUCGCCCACCCCCACGUCUCCGCCGCGCCGCCGCCCACCCAUCACGGUCUCCGGCGCCGCCCUCUAUCUCGGCGACUCUCCAAGGUCGUGUCCUACUACGGCCUCACGACUCCGCCGUACAAAACUGAUGCUCUCGAACCUUACAUGAGCAAGAGGGUCGUCGAGCUUCACUGGGGCAAGCACCAGCAGGAUUACGUGGACGGCUUGAACAAGCAGCUCGACACCAGCCCCUUCUACGGCCACACUCUGGAGGAUAUGGUCAAGGAGGCCUACAACAACGGCAACCCGUUGCCGGAGUACAACAAUGCUGCACAGGUCUGGAACCACCACUUUUUCUGGGAAUCAAUGCAGCCGGGAGGCGGUGGCUCGCCUGAGGCUGGUGUGCUGCAGCAGAUUGAGAAGGAUUUCGGCUCGUUUGCUAAUUUCAGGGAAGAGUUUAUGCUCUCGGCGUUAUCCCUACUGGGGUCUGGAUGGGUUUGGCUUGUCUUGAAGAGAAACGAGAGGAAACUCUCGGUAGUUAACACACGAAAUGCCAUCAACCCACUUGCUUUUGGAGACAUCCCAAUCAUCAGCCUUGACUUGUGGGAGCAUGCUUACUACUUAGAUUACAAGGAUGACAGGCGAGCAUACGUGUCAAACUUCAUGGACCAUCUUGUCUCUUGGCAUACUGUCACUCUACGCAUGAUGCGUGCGGAGGCUUUUGUUAACCUUGGUGAACCAAAUAUCCCAGUGGCAUGAGAUGAUAUGGAUAUGACCUGGAGUUGUCUCCGCAUAUGUCGUCAUCACGAGGGUUGCCAAGGGAAAUCCUGACCCAAAUCCAACUGGAGGAGGCGGAGAGUUGUGAAGGCGGCGUGAUGUGUGGCCUCAUGCAACACACGGUGGACAAGCAAUCUGCUUGAAGAUAAACGGCUGGGGUUUUGUCAUUGUUCUCGAUUGUUUGUGCAAAGAAGACAUCUCCCAGUUUCAAGUCACCCUAUAAAGCAGAGAUGGACGCUUCGGAGCAUGUAGGUAGACUUUGUAGUGUGGGCUAUCGGCCUAACUUGUGCUUGAAGCCACGGAAUGUUCUGUAAACCUUUACGCUUCAGAAGAGGCUCCCCUAGUGCUGUUAACAAGAGUCCCUAGUUUCCACAACCCGCAGCCGUAGUUUCAUCAUUCUGUUGUAACAGAAUUCAACCCCUUGUGCACCAAGGCAUGCUCACAUGGAUAUUAUGUCUUGCUCAGAAUCUUUUCGACCCUUUGCA